Pedinophyceae sp. YPF-701 is the source of this 1050-nucleotide messenger RNA. The record is from the annotation of a GenBank genome assembly. NCBI's taxonomy places the organism in Eukaryota, Viridiplantae, Chlorophyta, Pedinophyceae.
AUGAGUGGGUUGGAGCUCGGUGUGGCGAGGGUGCCGCCCGUGCGUGCGAGUCAGCACUGCCGGUGGUGUGUGCCGUCGCACACGCGCCCGCUGAGACGGAAUCUCCCCUCUCUCGAGCACCGUCGGGCACAGGUCUGGACUGAAGCAGCCAGCACCGAGCGAUCUGCUGCCCCUAGCGACGCAGAGGCCCCGAGUCCAAGUCACUCUCAGCCGCGUCUGGCCAGAGGCACGAUUCGCGUGCUCGCGGAGACCGAGGAGUACCUCGUCAUCGACAAACCCGCCGGGUUGUCGUUCCACCGAAAGAUAGGCGAACACUCCGCCGACGGCGAAGAGCAGGACGGAACGCUGCAGGCUGUACGGAGGGCCCAAAGGGAGGGGUUGCUCCUUGGGAGCGCGUAUCAGGGCCGGCUGCACUCCGUGCACCGCCUCGACGAGCCCACGUCGGGGGCGCUGCUCUUCGCGAAGAGCAGCGAGGCUGCGGGGACGGCCAGCGCGCUGUUCCGCGACCAUUCCGUGGUAAAGUAUUACGUUGCUAUUUCGCAGCGUCGGCCGAAGAAGAAGCAGGGCACGGUCAAGGGGGGCAUGCGGCGGUCGCGCCGCGGCGGGUGGAUGCUCACGCGCGCCGUCAAGGGCGCCGACAACGUCGCGGUCACGCGGUUUCGGUCAUGGUCGAUCGCGGGCCUGGGGGCCGGAAUGCGCGCGUACGUGCUGCGGCCGGAGACGGGGCGGACGCACCAGCUGCGCGUGGCGAUGAAGUCGCUCGGGGCGCCGAUCGCGGGGGACAAGGCGUACGGCACGGGCAACGGCGACCGGUUGUACUUGCACGCGGCGGCGCUGCGUGUGCCGCUGGGCCCGAAGGGCGCAGGGGUGCUGGAGGUGGUGUCGGUGCCGACGGACGGGACGUACUUCGCGUCGGCGGCGUUCCGGGAGGAGUGGUGGGAGGAGGUGUUUCUGCCGCAGGUCAGACGCACUGGGGGGGUGUGGUUCGCGGACGACCCCCUGCUGCGGUCCGAGGGCCGCUCCGACGCGUCGACCGAGCGAGCGGAGUGA